This is a messenger RNA of Triticum turgidum subsp. durum (durum wheat), 2520 nucleotides long. The record is from the annotation of a GenBank genome assembly. NCBI's taxonomy places the organism in Eukaryota, Viridiplantae, Streptophyta, Magnoliopsida, Poales, Poaceae.
AUGACCGCCGCCGCGGCGCUCGUUCUGGCCGUGGCCGUGGCCGCCGCGCUCCUCGCGGGCGCGGCGGAGGCGUCCAGGCCCAAGUGGAACUUGACGAAGAAGGGGACGACCGUCACCUACGACAAGUACUCCCUCAUGAUCGACGGCAGGCGGGAGCUCUUCUUCUCCGGCGCCAUCCACUACCCGCGCAGCCCCACGCAGAUGUGGCCCAAGCUGCUCAAGACCGCCAAGGAAGGCGGCCUCAACACCAUCGAGACCUACGUCUUCUGGAACGCCCACGAGCCCGAGCCCGGCAAGUUCAAUUUCGAAGGCAGGAACGACAUGAUCAAGUUCCUCAAGCUGAUCCAGAGCUUCGGCAUGUACGCCAUCGUGCGCAUCGGCCCAUUCAUCCAGGGAGAAUGGAAUCACGGUGCAUUGCCCUAUUGGCUCAGGGAGAUUCCACACAUAAUAUUCCGCGCCAACAACGAGCCUUACAAGAGAGAAAUGGAGAAGUUUGUGAGAUUCAUAGUGCAAAUGUUGAAGGAUGAGAAUUUGUUCGCAUCUCAAGGAGGGAACAUUAUUCUAGCCCAGAUCGAGAAUGAGUACGGAAAUAUUAAAAAGGAUCAUAUAACUGAAGGUGACAAGUACCUUGAAUGGGCUGCUGAAAUGGCCAUUAGCACCAACAUUGGAGUCCCAUGGAUAAUGUGCAAGCAAUCUACGGCUCCUGGUGUAGUGAUUCCUACCUGCAACGGAAGGCACUGUGGGGACACAUGGAUAAUGAAAGACGAAAAUAAACCCCACCUUUGGACUGAGAACUGGACUGCACAGUUCAGAGCAUUUGGUAAUGAUUUAGCUCAGCGUUCAGCAGAGGACAUUGCAUAUUCCGUGUUACGUUUUUUUGCCAAGGGUGGGACAUUGGUAAAUUACUACAUGUAUUAUGGUGGAACAAAUUUUGGAAGGACGGGUGCUUCCUAUGUGUUGACUGGAUAUUACGAUGAAGGUCCCAUUGAUGAAUACGGUAUGCCGAAGGCGCCCAAAUAUGGGCAUCUCAGGGACCUGCACAAUGUAAUCAAGUCAUACAGCAGGGCUUUCCUUGAGGGGAAACAAUCAUUCGAGCUAUUGGGUCAGGGGUAUGAGGCACGCAACUUCGAGAUUCCUGAGGAAAAGCUAUGCUUGGCUUUCAUCUCCAACAACAAUACAGGGGAGGACGGAACUGUGAUUUUCCGAGGGGACAAGUACUACAUUCCGAGCCGCUCAGUUUCCAUCCUUGCAGACUGCAAGCAUGUGGUGUACAACACAAAGAGAGUGUUUGUUCAACAUAGUGAAAGGUCAUUCCAUAAAGCCGAAAAGGCGACCAAGAACAAUGUUUGGGAGAUGUUCUCAGAGUUGAUUCCGAGGUAUAAACAAACUACUAUCAGGAACAAGGAACCCUUGGAGCAGUAUAACCAGACCAAAGACCAAAGUGACUAUUUGUGGUACACCACAAGUUUUCGCUUGGAGGCAGAUGAUUUGCCCAUCAGGGGUGACAUCCGGCCUGUGAUUGCGGUCAAAAGCACUGCACAUGCAAUGGUAGGAUUUGUCAAUGAUGCCUUUGCAGGGAAUGGUCAUGGAAGCAAGAAAGAGAAGUUUUUCACGUUUGAAACACCCAUUAGUCUAAGAUUAGGUGUCAACCAUCUCGCGCUGCUGUCAUCAUCCAUGGGAAUGAAGGACAGUGGUGGUGAACUCGUUGAACUAAAGGGUGGCAUUCAGGAUUGCACAAUACAGGGACUCAACACGGGAACCUUAGAUUUGCAAAUCAAUGGCUGGGGCCAUAAGGCCAAAUUGGAGGGUGAGGUGAAGGAGAUUUACACGGAGAAAGGCAUGGGCGCUGUUAAGUGGGUACCGGCCGUGAGUGGACAGGCUGUCACCUGGUACAAGAGAUACUUUGACGAGCCAGACGGGGAUGAUCCUGUUGUCCUUGACAUGACUUCUAUGUGCAAGGGUAUGAUAUUCGUGAACGGCGAAGGCAUGGGUCGCUACUGGACGUCAUACAAAACUCCUGGCAAAGUCGCUUCCCAGGCAGUGUACCAUAUUCCACGGACAUUCUUGAAAUCCAAGAACAACCUAUUGGUUGUAUUUGAGGAGGAGCUUGGCAAGCCGGAAGGCAUACUCAUCCAGACAGUGAGGAGAGAUGACAUCUGCGUGUUCAUCUCGGAGCACAACCCUGCACAGAUAAAGCCAUGGGACGAGCAUGGAGGCCAGAUCAAGCUCAUAGCCGAAGACCACAACACUCGGGGAUUCUUGAACUGCCCCCCGAAGAAGAUCAUCCAGGAGGUAGUCUUUGCCAGCUUUGGCAACCCGGUGGGGUCAUGCGCCAACUUCACUGUAGGCACCUGCCACACUCCCAAUGCGAAGGAAAUCGUCGCAAAGGAAUGCCUCGGCAAGAAGGGGUGCGUGCUACCAGUGCUGCACACGUUUUACGGUGCGGACAUCAACUGCCCCACGACGACGGCCACACUGGCGGUGCAAGUGAGGUGCCACAAAAAGGGCGAUCCAGAAUAA